CGUCCUUCCUGACCUGCGCGCGCAUCCCUCCGCAGCCGCUGCCCGGUUUUCUCCCUCCGCCGGCGCGGGACCCGGAGGCAGCCCGGGGCGCCGAGCCGAGCCUGCGAGCCAAGUCUCUUCGAACUCCGCAGCCCGUCGCCGCGGCAGCAUGAGCGUGCGCGGCCCAGCCCUCGGCCUCCUCCUGCUGCUCUUCUGCCCGGCGCAGGUAUUUUCACAAUCCUGCAUUUGGUAUGGGGAGUGUGGAAUCGCAUCUGGAGAUAAGAGAUACAACUGCAGAUAUUCUGGGCCACCAAAUCCAUUGCCACAUAAUGGCUAUGACCUAGUGCAGGAGCUCUGUCCAGGGUUCUUCUUUGGCGAAGUCAGGCUUUGCUGUGAUGUCCAGCAGCUUCACACACUGAAAGACAACCUGCAGCUGCCUCUGCAGUUUCUGUCCAGAUGUCCAUCCUGUUUUUAUAACCUAGUGAACCUGUUUUGUGAGCUGACAUGUAGCCCUCGACAAAGUCAGUUUCUGAAUGUUACAGUGGCUGAAGAUUAUGUUGAUCCUACUACGAAUGAGACGAGAACAAAUGUAAAAGAAUUACAGUACUAUGUUGGAGAGCGUUUUGCCAAUGCCAUGUACAACGCCUGCCGGGAUGUGGAGGCCCCCUCGAGCAACGAGAAGGCCCUGGGGCUGCUGUGUGGGCGUGAGGCCAGCGCCUGCAACGCUACCAACUGGAUCGAGUACAUGUUCAACAAGGACAAUGGCCAGGCGCCCUUCACCAUCACCCCUGUCUUUUCAGAUCUUCCGACCCAUGGGAUGCAGCCCAUGAACAAUGCCACCAAGGGCUGUGACGAGUCGGUGGACGAGGUCACGGGGCCGUGCAGCUGCCAGGACUGCUCGGCUGUCUGCGGCCCCAAGCCCCAGCCCCCGCCCCCUCCCGUUCCCUGGAGAAUCCUGGGUCUCGACGCCAUGUACGUCAUCAUGUGGAGCACCUACAUGGCUUUCCUGCUCGUGUUUUUUGGAGCGUUCUUUGCUGUGUGGUGCUACAGAAAACGGUAUUUUGUCUCUGAGUUUACCCCCAUUGAUGGCAAUAUACCUUUUAUAAACGCUAGUGACAAAGGGGGGCCAACCUGCUGUGACCCUCUGGGCGCCGCCUUGGAGGCCCAUCUGCGGCGGCUCUUCGAACGGUGGGGUUCCUUCUGUGUGAGGUACCCCGGCUGUGUCGUGUUCUUCUCCGUGGCCUUCAUCGCCACCUGUUCCUCAGGCCUGGUGUUCAUCCAGGUCACAACCGACCCGGUGGACCUCUGGUCGGCCCCCGGCAGCCAGGCCCGCCAGGAGAAGGAGUACUUCGACACGCACUUCGGGCCCUUCUUCCGCACCGAGCAGCUCAUCAUCCGGGCCCCCAACACCCCGCCGCACACAUACGAGCCCUACCCCUCCGGAGCCGACGUGCCCUUCGGGCCUCCCCUCGCCAUAGACAUUCUGCACCAGGUCCUUGACUUACAAACCGCCAUCGAGAGCAUCACUGCUUCUUACAACAACGAGACUGUGACCCUGCGGGACAUCUGUGUGGCGCCCCUCUCGCCAUACAACCAGAACUGCACCGUCCUGAGCGUGCUGAAUUACUUCCAGAACAGCCACUCCGUUCUGGACCAUCAGGUCGGGGACGACUUCUUUGUGUACGCGGAUUACCACACGCACUUCCUCUACUGUGUCCGGGCUCCUGCUUCCCUGAAUGACACCAGUUUGCUCCACGAUCCUUGCCUGGGGACGUUUGGUGGCCCAGUGUUUCCAUGGCUUGUGCUUGGAGGCUAUGAUGAUCAAAACUACAAUAACGCCACAGCCCUUGUGAUCACUUUUCCUGUCAAUAAUUACUAUAACGAUACAGAGAAGCUCCAGAGGGCCCAGGCCUGGGAAAGAGAGUUCAUUAAUUUUGUGAAAAACUACGAGAAUCCCAAUCUGACCAUUUCUUUUAAGGCUGAACGAAGCAUUGAAGAUGAACUAAACCGUGAAAGUAACAGUGACGUCUUCACUGUUCUGAUCAGCUAUGGCGUCAUGUUUUUAUAUAUUUCCAUAGCCUUGGGGCAUAUCAAAAGCUGUCGCAGGCUUCUGGUGGAUUCGAAAAUCUCCCUGGGCAUUGCCGGGGUCCUGAUUGUGUUGAGCUCAGUGGCCUGCUCCUUGGGCAUCUUCAGCUACAUCGGGGUGCCCCUGACCCUCAUUGUGAUCGAAGUCAUCCCAUUCCUCGUGCUGGCUGUGGGGGUGGACAACAUCUUCAUCCUGGUCCAGACCUACCAGAGAGAUGAACGUCUUCAAGGGGAAACCCUGGACCAACAGGUGGGCCGGGUCCUGGGAGAAGUGGCUCCCAGCAUGUUCCUCUCAUCCUUCGCAGAGACGGUAGCGUUUUUCUUAGGAGGCCUGUCCGUGAUGCCGGCCGUGCACACGUUCUCCCUCUUCGCGGGCAUGGCGGUCCUCAUCGACUUCCUCCUGCAGAUCACCUGCUUCGUGAGCCUCCUGGGCUUGGACAUUAAGCGGCAAGAGAAGAACCAGCUGGACGUUCUCUGCUGUGUCAAGGGGGCGGCAGACGACACAGGCAUCCAGGCCUCCGAGAGCUGCUUGUUCCGCUUCUUCAGAAACUCCUAUGCCCCGCUUCUGCUCAAGGACUGGAUGCGGCCCCUCGUGGUAGCAGUAUUUGUGGGUGUGCUGUCGUUCAGCAUCGCAGUCCUGAACAAAGUAGAGAUCGGAUUGGAUCAGUCUCUUUCAAUGCCGGAUGACUCCUACAUGACGGAUUACUUCCAGUCCCUGAAUCAGUACCUGCACGCAGGCCCACCUGUGUACUUCGUGCUGGAGGAGGGCCACGACUACACGUCCACAAAGGGUCAGAACAUGGUGUGUGGGGGCCUCGGCUGCAACAACGACUCGCUGGUGCAGCAGGUCUUCACGGCCGCCCAGCUGGACAACUACACCCGGAUAGGCUUUGCCCCGUCGUCCUGGAUUGACGAUUACUUUGACUGGGUCAAGCCUCAAUCAUCUUGCUGUCGCAUCUACAACAGCACGGAGCAGUUCUGCAAUGCGUCGGUGGUCGACCCUGCCUGUGUCCGCUGCCGGCCGCUGACUCCGGAGGGCAAGCAGAGACCUCAGGGCGCAGACUUCAUGAGGUUCCUGCCCAUGUUCCUCUCCGACAACCCGAACCCCAAGUGUGGCAAAGGGGGACAUGCUGCCUACAGCGCGGCCGUCAACAUCCUGGACAACGGCACGAGCGUGGGAGCCACAUAUUUCAUGACCUACCACACGGUGCUGCAGACCUCGGCUGACUUCAUCGAUGCCAUGGAGAAGGCCCGCCUCAUCGCCAACAACAUCACCAGGACCAUGAACCAGCAAGGGGGUGAUCACCGGGUGUUCCCAUACAGCGUGUUCUACGUCUUCUAUGAGCAGUACCUGACCAUGAUUGACGACACCGUCUUCAACCUCGGCGUGUCCCUGGGCGCCAUCUUCCUGGUGGCCGUGGGCCUCCUGGGCUGUGAGCUGUGGGCCGCGGGCAUCAUGUGCGCCACCAUCGCCAUGAUCCUCGUCAACAUGUUCGGCGUCAUGUGGCUGUGGGGCAUCAGCCUGAACGCGGUUUCUCUGGUCAACCUGGUCAUGAGCUGCGGCAUCUCCGUGGAGUUCUGUAGCCACAUCACGAGGGCGUUCACGGUGAGCACAAAGGGCAGCCGCGUGGAGCGGGCAGAGGAGGCGCUCUCCCACAUGGGCAGCUCUGUAUUCAGUGGAAUCACACUAACGAAAUUUGGAGGCAUUAUCGUGUUGGCCUUUGCCAAAUCUCAAAUUUUCCAGAUAUUUUACUUCAGGAUGUAUUUAGCUAUGGUCUUACUGGGAGCCAGUCAUGGACUAAUAUUCCUCCCUGUCUUACUCAGUUACAUAGGACCAUCAAUAAAUAAAGCCAAAAGUCUGACCACGCAGCAGCGAUACAGAGGUACAGAGCGAGAACAGCUCCUCAACUUCUAGCUGCCCCCUCACGGACCUGAGACUGUGUCUGCGGGUCGGUUGGUUUACCACUGGACAGCACCACGUCGUCAAGGCUUGGUUGAACCCUGGACGUGAGCAAGCAUCAGGCUACUUAACAGCAGCCGCUUUGGCUGGAGCGCUUUUAAACUCAGGAAUGCAGACUCUGACUGGAGGCAGUAUUACUGAACCUGCAGGCAGCCCCAGGGUGCUGGAGCACCUUUCGGUUCCCCAGGAAUGAGGCCUGGUUCUCGGGCAGCCAGAGGGGGCGCUAGGGAGCCUGCGAUCUGCUCACUGACACUUCCUAAAGGCCAAUCAAUGCAAUGUUUCUCCUUUUUCAGGAGUAAGCCAUCACACAAGUUCUACACCUUAUUUUUAGUAACAUUUGAGGAUGUGGUAGAUACAUACUUUAUUACAACAUUUUGUAGUUUAAAGAGCUUUAUUAAUGCAAUAAAUUAACUCUGUACACAUUAUAUAUAUAUAUAUAUAAAACUAGCAAGUGACCUCAGAACGUUGUAGGCCUCAUUAGAGCUUGGUCUCCGAAAACUUGUUUGAAAAAAGCGACAUGUUCCUCACAGUGUUCUUCUGUAAAGGAAAAUGCAGAUUUAAUCCGUUAAGACGAGGCACAAAGGCAGGAAAACAAGGGAAUCCUUUGCGGCUCCUAGAUAUGGAUACAGGGUUUUAACUUCUUUUUCAAUCAUAAAAUACUUUGUUUUCCUAA
Messenger RNA from Capra hircus (goat), 4697 nucleotides. It is a transcript of the gene NPC1, whose product is annotated as NPC intracellular cholesterol transporter 1. NCBI's taxonomy places the organism in Eukaryota, Metazoa, Chordata, Mammalia, Artiodactyla, Bovidae. Gene Ontology annotation, cellular component: membrane. Gene Ontology annotation, molecular function: lipid carrier activity. The record is from RefSeq and is a predicted model, not a curated record.